AAGACAUUACGAAUAAGCCCAGAAUUCAAAAUAAUCAAUACUUUCGUCUGGGGCUUAAAUAGGGCCUGUAGAUACGUUGGACAUAAAAUUUUUGCGUCCUCUAAACUUAUUUAGUUGUUGCUGAUAGCGAUAACUUUGUUAAAAUGAAUAUUCCUUUUCCAAUAAUAUACCCUCACAUGAUCUGCCCUGAUUGGUUUAACUCUGAUAGACCCUAUGACGAAGAUGCUGAAUUAACAAGAAUGGAGCAAGCAAAUCAACGUUGGCUUAACUCAGUAGCCAAGAAGUACAUGAAACAUACACCUAUAGAAAAACCAAAUCCAGAGCCUAUGGAAGAGGCUGAAACUGAUGAUGAUGUUUUCAUUGUCACAGGCAAUGAUGAUCCAGAGGAAUCGGAGGAGUCUCAUGAUGUUGAUGAAGUAGAAGAAAUUCCUACUACUACCACAACAACCACUACUACUAUUGAUGACUCUCCACCAACAAACCUUGAUGGAGAACCAGAGAGUCUUACAGAGAGUCCCGAAGAAGAAAGCCCUGAAGAAGAAAGUCCUGGAGAAGUCAGCCCUGCUGAUACAGAUGAUCUUGAAGUAGAGGCUACUCUUUGGCCCUAUGAGGCUCAAGAUGAAUAAAUAACCAAUUAUGCGAUUUCACAUACUUUCAUUAUAUAUGUAUGUUUGCAAUCGCACAUAAUUCAGUAGUAACUUCUAGUAGUACUAUCCUAUUUCCUUACAUAUGAUACCUAUGAUAUUUAUAUCUUAUGCAUGUAUUUGCCUAGUUUAUUUGAUGGCCUGGCCACACUUGUAUUAGGGUAUAUUUUGGUUUAACCAAAUAAAAAUAAAAAAACACUAGUCAUAUAUUUAAUUAUUUUUAAAGAGUUUUUAUUAUUUUGUGAUUAGGUAUGAAGUGAUUUAAAUAUUGUAUAUCAUAUUUUAAAACUUCCGUUGGAGCUUAUAUUAAAAUUAAGUUUAAUAAAUUAUACUAUUUUUGAUAAUUUUAUAUUUUAUCGAUUUUGUAAUAAUUAAUUGCUUUAUUAGGUUGUUAUUUAGUUAUUAUAUUAGCUUUUAGUUUGGAAAUAUUGUAUCUCUAAACUUGGCUAUUUCCUGGAAUAUAAAAAAUAAAGAAAAUGUCACUCAUAGACACAA
This is a messenger RNA of Vanessa tameamea, 1139 nucleotides long. Its product is annotated as anaphase-promoting complex subunit 15-like. The record is from RefSeq and is a predicted model, not a curated record. NCBI's taxonomy places the organism in Eukaryota, Metazoa, Arthropoda, Insecta, Lepidoptera, Nymphalidae. The transcript is spliced from 3 exons. Gene Ontology annotation, cellular component: anaphase-promoting complex. Gene Ontology annotation, biological process: regulation of mitotic cell cycle spindle assembly checkpoint. Bases 144 to 626 code for a protein of 160 amino acids.